This is a messenger RNA of Rhagoletis zephyria (snowberry fruit fly), 369 nucleotides long. RefSeq lists its product as uncharacterized. The record is from RefSeq and is a predicted model, not a curated record. Lineage: Eukaryota; Metazoa; Arthropoda; Insecta; Diptera; Tephritidae.
UUUACGAUCUCAAAUAUUUUUGAACAACCAUUUUUAACAAGUUUUUAUUUAUACCGUAUCCAUCAUUCUCGUAAUGAAUUCUUUUAUUUUUUGCAGGUACGUGGCAUCCGGAAUUUCGAUCUGGAAUCGAUGAUGGGAUUCUGGUAUGUGGUUCAGUAUUACGCAUCAACGGAAGAGCUGCCCGAAUAUGCCUGUAUGCAAAGUGAUUUUACGUUUUCCGCAGAGGAUCAGCAUAUUACAAUGAAUUUCAGUUACAUCUUUGCCGAAGAUCCAUUGCGUGAGAAAUUACAGGGCAACAUCACUUGGAUGAUACCGGAUUUUGAAACACCCGCACACUGGAUGCACACUGAAGAUAUUUGUAAGAAAAAU